This is a messenger RNA of Exaiptasia diaphana, 4787 nucleotides long. RefSeq lists its product as uncharacterized. The record is from RefSeq and is a predicted model, not a curated record. Lineage: Eukaryota; Metazoa; Cnidaria; Anthozoa; Actiniaria; Aiptasiidae. Gene Ontology annotation, molecular function: protein tyrosine kinase activity; ATP binding. Gene Ontology annotation, biological process: protein phosphorylation. The transcript has 13 exons. The coding region runs from base 61 to 4500 and encodes 1479 amino acids.
AGAGCCUACAAGUUCAGUGCCUUGCCAAAGAUGGAUACUUAAUUAAAACCAGUUUUAAUAAUGCCAGUUCUUUUUGAAGAAGAAACUGCAACAGACACUACCUCGACUACUUCUUCCGAGGAUGAAGGUCGGUCUAGCUCACGAAAACGUCCUCGGAAACAAUACAAUAUCAAAGUCAAGGGGAAUGGAAUUUAUGCGAUAGGUCCAAAAGCAAGAAUUGUAGAAAAUCACAGUCUUACUGAUGUGUGCCGAAGCUCCUUGGAAAAUUUUAAUGCAUUCCUGAAGACUGUUGAAGCUUCUCGGGGUCCUGAAGAUCAAAUCGAAUGUUCUGUUCUGACAGAAAUUCUCCCAUUUGUUGAAAGCAAUCACAUCCGAAAAGGAGGAGGCUGCAAUGAUUCUUUAGAAAUUCUGGCCAAACUUGGUUCACCGACACUCAAACGACCAAGAAUUGCUAAGCAUGUUUUGAAGCUGCUAAACAAGUUGGUUUUCAUAGACAUUGGAAGAGGUAUCACAAAUGCGGGACUUGUUGAAACGCACAGGUGCCUUAGCCAGAGCAUUGCUGAUGGAAGCUUUUCAGGAGAAUUGUGCCAUGACCAGAGACGCCGAGCUGAGGUCUACUGUAAUGUUUUAGUAGCGAUGACGAUAGGACGAACAAGGGGACAUUUUGCAUAUCCGCAAUCAGAGACGGACAAGAAGGAAAUAGAGCUGUGCAUCACAGGGACUGAAACGAUCCUCCGCUGUUGGUCUCUUCCAAGAAAGUAUCGUAAGCGUCUUUCUCUGGAGAUGAUCUUAAGCCUCCUAAAGCGUUCCCUAAAAAGAACCUCGAUUCAUGAACGAUUGAAGCAGUUGCUGGAUAGGUGUGAGUUAAUGAUUGAAGAUGCAUUUGUUGAAGAAGACGUUUCUUUCCUGCUCAAUGAAGUGAGGUGUGCUGAACAUGGCCAACUUGAUUUAUUCAUUAUUGCCAAGAUGCUUCAUGCUAAGAUGAAAAACCAACCAAGUACAAAAGCCUAUCAAAUCUUCAAAAAUAUUACAACAAAUCAUGCACUAUUUUCCCCUUCAUGGACCAUGAAACGUGAUCGAUAUGAUUGGCACUUUGUACUUCUUGCUUGUCAGAUAUUUCUGGAUGUGACAACCAACCAUAAUGUGAAAGCGACUCGAUUAGACGCCGCCGAAAUGCUGACAAGCUUCCGUGACAUUAAGGCUUACGCGAAAUCUAUGGUAGUAUGCAACAUUGUGGAGAAAUACAUUACUAAAGCCACGUUCGCCUUUGAUGUCGAAUCACGACAAUAUCUAAUGGCCAAACGCCACGAAGAUGAGGAGAAAAUAUCGUUAGACCUCCUCCGCAAACAAAUUUGUGCAGUCCACGCCACAGGCUACUUGGAAAUUGUCGAAAAGAUUUGUCAAACUGAAAAUCACAUGUUGAUGAGGGGAACAUUCCUCGAUAAGCCUGUCACUGUCAAAGCGAAGUCCAUCUCUUAUUCAAGAUUGGUUGCUUCACACAAUGACAAAGUGUAUGCGACUGAAAGAUUCAUAGAGAAUCAAACCAGUAUUUGGCGAUAUCUCAGUAGAGAAGCAAAUGUGCACGUGCCCCUUUUGCAUGCAGAUGACACCAACAAAUUUCCCAAUCAUUACAUAAUGGAAUAUGCUGAGAAUGGUGACUUGCGCAGAUACCUUUUAUCUCGUCGUGAAAGGAAUACACCGUCAUACAGAGAGGCUCUUCAAAUUUGUCUUGCAAGCGCAAAGUCAAUUUAUUUUGUGCACCAGAAGUACGUUGUUCACAAUCAUCUCCGUGCAGAGCACCUUUUGGUCGGAUCAAAUCACCACUGCAUAAAAGUGUCUGGUUUCAGUCGAGCAAGACGACAAUCCAGCAAAAUUGAAUUCGAGAAAGAAUUCAAAGUAGAAAUCCUAAAUUCAGAUGACCCGUCAAUCAGAUGGACAGCUCCAUGGGGUCUUCAAAACGAUGGUGCAUUGUGUUGCAGCAGAUCUGAUAUAUGGGCAUUUGGUGUCGUUAUGUAUGAAAUCAUUACUUGUGGUGGUUUGCCUUAUGCCGAUAAGAGUCUGGAAAAAGUUCGCAACGACGUGCUUGCUGGACUAAAUCUCUCUAAAGAACAGCAUGUGAAAGACGGAUAUUACUCAAUCAUGCAGCGUUGUUUUGGAACGGAAUCAAUUUCAUUCUCGCAGAUCUGCUCUGAGCUACAAAAACUGAUUGAUCAGUGUGCUGUUGAAGAUGAUCGUCCUAUGGUCAUACCUGAAAACAUUUCUACCGUUUACAAACCGAUUAAUGAGGAAGUACAACAGAACAGCACUCAAGAAUUCUGCAAGCCUUUUCCAGCUAAUAAAACUAUUGAGAACCUCUCUACAGUUUACAAACCGAUUAAUGAGGUAGUACAACAGAACCGCACUCAAGUAUUCGGCAGGCCUUUUCCAGUUAAUGAAACUCAAUCAAAAAGCCGAUUCGAGAUCCGACAAGCAAUUCUUCAGGAUGAGAGUAUUCACCAUGUCAAGAAACUAACAGCAUUGUGCCACCCACAUCUAGUAGAGAUUUUAAAAGUGCAAAAGAAAUUAAACAAUGCAAGUGUCAUUAGCUAUGAACACUUUUCUGGACAAAGACUAGGCGAUCACAUCAGAAGCAAACCAUGUACAGUCGACGACUUGAUCAGUUUAUGUGCACAAAUAUGCUCAGCAAUGUGCUAUCUACAUUCAAAAGACAUUGUUCUCUGUAUUCUUACCAUGAACAAUGCCAUCAUUCUCAACGGAAGACAUGUGAAACUAGUGGGUCUUCAGAACACAAGAAGUCUUCCGACAUCGCAUGGAAGUACAAGCAGUCCUAUUUGCACUGCUAGAGUAGACGUACAACAGUACUUGUAUCGCUGGUACCCCCCAGAGGUCAUUCAAGAGGGCGUUUUCUCAAAAGAAAGUGACAUUUGGUCAUUUGGCAUGCUAAUGUGGGUAAUUCUUUCUUCCCUCGAUGAACUGUACGACAAACAAGAUUUGAAGCCAUUUCCGUUGUAUAAAGACAGCGAGAUUCUGGGGAAAUUAAAGUGCAAUUCCCGCCCAUUCCAGACGCCCAAGUGUCCAGAUUGGAUGUAUGUUCUUAUGACACAGUGCUGGCUUUACAAUGCCAACGAAAGAGCUUCAUCCGAGUCCAUUUUGGAAUGUUUAACACUAAGAUGUCCAUGGGAAUCUAGUAUUCUCCAAAACUGGCUUGAAAGGCAUGAAGUUUGCGAAAACUGGCCUGUCCUCAAAGUUGACAACAACGUUAAACAAAAUAGCGGUGGUCAGUUAACUGCUCCAACACGUGGAGAUGUCAUGGAGUCAUUAUCGGAAGACUUUUUUGGCGAGCAUAGCUACCACUACGCUCAACCAUCGUGGAGUAUUCGAAGAACGCUUAAAAGGUUGGGAAAUCAUAUACUGUCAAUUGUUCCAAGAAUAAAGUCAUCUUCAAAAGUGCAAAAGACACCACCAACAGUACCAUAUUCAAGAGCGUCAUCAAUGCCUGCUCCCGCCUUACCUGAUGAAGUAGUUCACGUUAAAUUCCAAGAACGUUGUUAUGACCACAAAGAAGGACCAAUGCAAAUCAACGGAAACAAGAGCAAAGGAAUUAUUUUCGAUCAGUCUGAGGAAGACGAUGACAAAUAUCAAAUACCUUGCCAGAGCUUUGAGAAAGCACAUUACGCAAACUUGUGCAAACCAACAGAAAUUUGCCAAGAAGAAGGAAUGCUGAUCGACAAAAACAAAAGCAAAGAAAUUAUCUAUGAACAGUGUGAUGAAGACAUAGACAAAUAUCAAUUACCUUGUGAGAGCCUUGAGAAACCACAUUACGCAAACUUGGGUAAACCUACAGAAAGCUGCGAAAAAGAAGCAGUGCUGAUCGACAGAAACAAAAGCAAAGAAAUUAUCUAUGAACAGUGUGAUGAAGACGAACACAUAUAUCAAAUACCUUUUGAGAGCUUUGAGAAACCACAUUACGCAAACCUGGGCAAACCUACAGAAAGCUGCAAAGAAGAAGGAAUGCUGAUCGACGAAAACAAAAGCAAAGAAAUUAUCUAUGAACAGUGUGAUGAAGAAGGCGUAUAUCAAAUACCUUGCCUUGAGAAUCUACAUUACGCAAACCUGGGCAAACCUACCGAAAGCUGUCAUCAAAAAUUUAUUACAAAUUCAAGGGAUAGCUCGAUCACACCUUACGCUUGCUCGAGACCAUGUAUUGCACGUUGUUCCUUAUCCGCAGAGCUACAAAUGGAAAACUUACUCACCGUUAGUGAAUCAUCAAUUCAAGAACCACCAUCAGAGGCGUCAAUAGUCAAGCAAGAUUCAGACAAAGACCGACUGCUUUAUGACGAUGUUGGCGUGUAUGAUUCAGUUCCAGAAACAUCUCUAAUGAAUGAUAGUUCUGACGAAUGCAACAUGGAAGGUGAAAAUCAAUCAAUUCAAGAAUUGUCAUCAUUCCAAAGCACAUGCUCUGCCCUUGGAUCAAGUGAAAUCCUGAUCGGCAACUUUUGAGCAAGUCUCUGGAAGUCUGAGCAUUUCUUAACACGCUGUAAUUUUUAUUGUCACUGAACAAACACGAUGACGUCAUAUUUUUUUCUUUUUGGAAUGCAAUUAAUCACCGGUCACAUGAUCACGAAAAUACUUGUAUAAAAAGUAUAAAAGAAUAUUGUUAAAUUGCAUUUGUAGAUACAACAAGAUGAUAACGUGAAAGUAAGCCAAUAGAUACCAAUGGUCAAAGUAUAGUUCAUGUGUAAUCAUGGCAAAUACGGUUAACAAUAAACAGCACAUUUUCUUCAUGA